AUGGAAAAGAGUUUAGCUCGCUGGUGCAAGCUUGGCGAGAAGUGGGGAGCAGUGAUGCUGAUCGGCGAGGCCGACAUCUACCUCGAGAGGAGAUCGCCAGGAGAUCUCAAGAGAAACGGACUGGUUUCUAUAUUACCCCGGGGCAUCCUCUUUCUCACCACCAACCGAGUGGGCACAUUCAACGAUGCCUUGACCUCCCGAACUCACGUCAUCUUGCAUUACGAGCUAUUGACUGUGCAGGACCGCCGAACCAUAUGGGAGAAGCUCAUCAAGAAGCUGCAGAGUGAGCGUCAAGAUAUCUACGUCACUGGGGCGGCGGCGAAGAAGUACAUCCUCGAUGACCCUGAGAUCACCGAGGCGAAUUGGAAUGGGCGGGAAAUCCGCAACGCUUUCCAAACCGCGGUCCAGCUUGCGCAGUGUAGCUUCUUCAUGGAAAGGACAAAAAUGAGGAUGCAUGGCAGAGCUAAAGCAAGAACACACCUCCAAGAGGUCUGCCAGAUGACUUCACGGUACAAAGAGUAUCGGUACAAGGUGCUCAAAAGCACAGAGCCAAGGCGCGCUGCGGAGGAGAAAGUGAGAAAUGACUUGAGGCCUCUCCCAAAGAAGUAG
Lasiosphaeria miniovina is the source of this 609-nucleotide messenger RNA. RefSeq lists its product as uncharacterized. The transcript is spliced from 3 exons. Lineage: Eukaryota; Fungi; Ascomycota; Sordariomycetes; Sordariales; Lasiosphaeriaceae. The record is from RefSeq and is a predicted model, not a curated record. Bases 1 to 609 code for a protein of 202 amino acids.